CCCGCCGGUUCGGUUGCCGGGAGGCGGCGAACUCCCGGUGCCAGCCCCCCCGCCGCAGCCGGGCUUGCGCAGGGAGCGCGUCGCGGCUCAUCUGACCGCGCCGGCGGGGCCCGAGCCAGGCGGCGGGCGCGGGGGGGUCCCGCCUUGCCCCGGUCCCGCCCGGUCCGGCCGCGCUGCGGGUUGAUCAUUAACCCAGCAGCGGCGGCAGAGCGGCCGCGACAGGGCCCGGCUCCCCGCCGCCAGCCCCGGCGCCUCCGCAGAGCAUCCUGCCACGAUGGCAAGUGACCCCGGGGCAGAGCCCGAUGCUGAGGAUGCAGCUGAGGCUGAAGAGGGUGUCUAUGAGGAGGUGAUGCCCUGCGAUAGGAUGGAGCUGAGCCAGCGGCUGGCUGUGGAGGAGCUCAUCACCACCGAGGCCAGCUAUGUCCACAACAUCCAGCUCUGCGUGUCGGACAUCCGAGCACACCUCCAGAAGAAGCAGCUGCCUGAUCUUGACCUGGAAGGACUCUUCUCUAACACUGAUGACAUCCUGCACAUGUCCAGACGGUUUCUGAAGGGUCUUGAGGACACGACCGCGGCCACCCAUGAGCACGAGCAGCUGUUCUGCAUCAGCACGCUGUUCCAGGAGUUCAAGGAGGAGAUGGAGACCACCUACAAGAUCUAUUGUGCCAGCUACGAGCAUGCCCUCCUGCUGGUGGAGAGCUACCGCAAGGACCCCAGGCUGCAGGAGGAGAUCCUGGACACCCUGAAUGCAACAGUGCCUCACACGGGUGCGUCGGACCUCAGCUUCUUCCUGGUGAUGCCGGUGCAGAGGGUCACCAAAUACCCGCUGCUGCUGGGGAAGAUCCUGGAGAACACCCCCCCCGACAGCAGCGUGUACUCAGCGCUGGAGGCAGCCGUCCGUGCCAUGGCCCAGGUCAACGCCAACAUCAAUGAGUACAAACGGCGCAAGGAAGUAGCAACCAAAUACAACAAGGCCGAGCACCUGUCGCUGCGGGACCGCUUCGCGCGCCUCAACACGCACUCCAUCGCCAAGAAGACCACGCGGCUGAGCCGGCUCUUCAUGCACGAGGCCGGCAUCGUGGCCAAGACUCAGGACAAGGAGUAUGACGACCUGGAAGAGAAGUUCCAGUGCGUGGUGUCCACCGUGGCUACACUGAAGGAGAACGUGGCAUCCUACCUGGGCCAUUUAGAGGCGUUCCUGUUGCCUACCCCUCACCAGCACGAGCUGCAGAUCAGCGAGGGACCUGCCCAGCAGUACCGCCGCUUUGCCGAACACCUCCACUGCACUGUUUUCCCAGAGUUUAAGCAGCGUCUGGACAAGCUGGUGUGCCAGCCCCUGUGCAGCCUCUCGGACAUGCUGGUGGGGCCGCAGCAGCUGGUGAAGAAGCGCCUGGACAAGCUGCUGGACUACGAGGAAAUCCAGGAGCGGAAGAGCGAGAUGGGCAGCGUGACGUACGACGAGGAGGCCGCCAUGAACACCUACCUCGCCAUCAACGCCCUGCUUGUGGCUGAGCUCCCGCGGUUCAACCAGGCUGCCCUGCAGCUCCUGGGGCAGAUUCUGCGCUCCUUCAGUGCCCUGCAGUGGGACUUGGCUGCCGAGGUCCUGCACCAGGCAGAAAAGGAGCUGGAGCAGAUGCCGCAUGGCCGCAUGCCUCUGCCCAGUUUCUGGAAGAUGGUGGAGGACACCCUGCAGCAGUCUGGAGCUCAGCUCCAUGCUUUCCAACAGACGUUUGAGACGGUCACACCGAGCCCUGUGACGCAGCCUCUGAACCCUGCUGAGGAGCGGAAGGUCCUUUCCCUUGUGAGCAAGCACGGCCCAGACAAACUUUACCAAGUGACGAGCAACAUCAGUGGCAGCAGAGACUUGGACCUGACCUUGCAAAGAGGACAGAUUGUAGCUCUGCUGCAGAGUGUGGACACUAAGGGGAACACGAACAGAUGGCUGGUGGAUGCUGGAGGUCCCCGAGGGUUUGUGCCUGCUGGAAAACUCCAGCCCUAUUGCCCGGCACAAAGCCAGCAGCCUGGGAUGCAGAUGCUGACCCUGGAGAGCGGCACAGAGAGAAGGAGACAUUCGUAUGCAUCACCUGCAGCUCCCAGGCCCCAGGUGCCCACCUUCACCCCAACCUACCAGGUGGUCGCUGGCUUCUCCUUCGCAGCCAGGAGCCCGCAGGAGGUGACUCUCCAGGCAGGGCAGCCCGUGGUGGUGCUAGAGCCGCACGACAAGAAGGGGAACAAGGAGUGGAGCCUGGUGGAGGUGAAUGGCCAGCGGGGCUACGUGCCCUCCAGCUACCUGGUGACCGUCCCUGUGCAGGAGCCCACAGGCUGGAGCUUGCCCGUGUGAGCACCCGAGGGCACGGGCUUCACUGGAUGAGAGCAGUCUGCUUGGCACCCAUCGAGGGAGACGCUGGAGGGGGGCAGUCCCGGGCUGGGAAGAUGAUGGGAAAGGGCUGGCAGAAUAGGGCCCGGGGGGCACGGGUGUGAGGGAUGGUGGUUGGGAGGCACUUUUUGAUGGGUAGGCGUGAGGGUGCCGUGUCCCAUGUGUGUUUGCACAUAGGAAAGCAGCACGAGGGAGCGAGGGCAGGUGGCUGGUGUUUUCCAGGGGUUUGCUGAAAUCCAUGUCAGUAACAAGUGUCCCUUGCGGCGAUGUCCGUACUGCCCACAGUUAGAUCAGGACGGAGCUGCAGAGAGGUCUUCAGCCCAGUGGGGAGCAACUGGGGCUCUUGGAAAGGGGCUCUCAGGGCAGUGCUGGUGUGAGCGCAGAGACUGAGGUGGAGCAGCCCUGGAGACAUGGCUCCUGCUCCUCACCAGGCUCUACGCCUGCCUGGGUGCCCACCCCGAUGUGCCACUGUGGUCCUUUGUCAGCACAGGCUUCACGCCCUGCUGUAAAGGGCACAGCAAUGCCCGCCUGUGCCCAACCGCACUGCCAGUGGUGGGAAGGUGCCAGGCUGGGUCCCCCCAAGCCCUCCUGGCCACCAAGCAUCACUCCCGGCCUUGGUUUCCCACCGCAGUGGGGCCCCACUUGGAGCACUGUGUACAGUUCUCGUGUCCCCAACAUAAGAAGGACAUGGAGCUGUUGGAGCGAGUCCGGAGGAUGCCAUGAGGACGAUCAGGGGCUGGAGCACCUCCCGUAUAAAGGCAAGCUAAAAAAACAGGCGCUGUUCAGCCUGGAGAAGAGAAGCUGUGUGGACAUCUCAGAGCAGCUUCCAGUGUCUGAGGGGGCUACAAGGAUGCCAGGGAGCGACUCUUCAUCAGGGACUGUAGUGAUAGGACAAGGGGUGAUGGGUUCAAACUUAAACAGGGGAGAUUUAGGAUAGAUAUAAGGAAGAAAUUCUUCCCUGUGAGGGUGGUGAGGCGCUGGCACAGGGUGCCCAGAGAAGCUGUGGCUGCCCCAUCCCCAGCACUGUUCAUGGCCAGGUUGGACACAGGGGCUAGGAGCAACCUGCUCUAGUGGAAGGUGUCCCUGCCUGUGGCGACGGUUGGAACUGGAUGAUCUUAAGGUUCUUUCCAACCCAAACCAUUCUGUGAUGCUUGCGACCCAUUCGAGAGGCGCUUCGAGCUGUGGUGAUGAGAAGCGCUCCGUGCACCCCGGAUGCUGUUUGGUGGCCGAUGCGCUGACAUUACACCACCUUACACCGCGCUCUGCCGCACCGUGCUGCGGGCUCGGGUUAGGGACCUGCCGUGUGGCUGCGCGGCCGCGAGGUGGCAGCACCGCCCGCCGGGCGCAGCAGGGACCGCGGUUUGCGGGGCUCCGGCUGCGGGGUUUGUCCGCUGCGGGGAGGACUGACGCACAGCACCGCUCCUGCGGCUCCCGGGCCGCCCCGCGCACAGACGGUGUGACACGCUCGCUGUCUGGAAGCAUGGGCCCUGUGGGAGAGGUUUUUGAGAGAACCAACUUGUGUUGUCAGUUCCUGACCUAAGGCUCGGUCCGGGGAUGAAGACAGCACUGGCUCCCACACUGAGGCGUCCCAGCUCUGUGCCUCCGUUUCCCCAUAGCUUGCUCUGGUGCUGUGCUGUUACACGAUGCUGAUGGUGCUCAGGGCAGGGAGCUAUGUCCACGGUAGUGCUGACAUGGUGUCAGAGGGGAAUUUGGGAGCUCCCGCUUGCAGCCCUGCAGCCAGGGUGCCAUGCUGCCCACCCCUCAUCCCCGCAGGCAGUGGGGCAAGGGGGCACAGCUGGUGCAGCACCUUGGCAUCAUCCCGCUGCCCUUGGGCACCUAUUGCUUCCCACAUCAAAGGUGCCACGGCCUGGCUGGCGGGCGCUGGCACGCCGGCUCCCGAGCCCUUCCCACAGGGAAGCAGCACACCCGCUGCCCAGGGGCUCCCCACAGGCCUACUCUGGCAGCAGCGUGGCUGUGCUCUGCGGGCUCGGCAGAGGGGCAGAGCUCCGUGUCCUUGCCCAAGCUUGCACUGUGUGGGGAGGGAUGGGGUGGGUGCCAGGCAGGUGGGGACAAGCCCCAGAUGCUGCUCUGCUCUCGCUGUGUACCCCACACGUGGGUCCAGGUGCCUGCUUUGGGCAGAGCUGCCUGCGGGGCUCACCCUCCUUUGUACCUGCUGAGUCCUGGGGCUUUAUCUGCUGGGGGUUUGGUACCUCCGCCAGGGUGGUAGCAAGGCCCAAGCAAAUGCUGACCCAUGGGAAACCUGUGAGGGGACGGCAGUGCUGGAGCAGGGACAUUGCCUGGGGAUACUCCCAGCCUGGACGGGCUCCUCGGGACAGGACAGCAGGCUGUGGGGACGAGGGCCGCUGCUUAGGGGCUGUGUUUCUGAGGCUCACACCUCCAGCUCGCUGCUGAUGGCUCCUGCAGACUUUUCCGUUCCUAAUCAACUCACACCAGGUCGGAUUUCCCUCCGAGUCACCUUCCUGCCUGCGCAGUGGGGCGCAGGCGCGAUCAGUCCUGUGCCAGCGCAGGAGGCAGCGGCUGGAGCAGGUCCUGCUCUGCAGCCACGGGUGCCAAGGACCUUUCGGAGGGUGGAAGGUGACGGCGGGACAAGGAGAGCUGAGAAACUGCUGCUGCCUGAGCCCUGAUCCGCCUGCUGGAAGAAGACCCGGGGCGGGCAGGACUUGAUAGGCGACUUAUAAAACCAGUUGGUUGUUCUCUAUCCCACUCAUCAGGACUCUGGAUUUCAUGUGUUCUGAAACAACAGCUCCCCUUUCCCUCCCUCCAGCCAUGGACAGUGCUGCCUGCGUGGCCAGAAGGAGGUCCUUGCCCUGCCUGCAGCAGGCACGAUGGGUACAGCCUGUUGUGAGAUGUCCCAGAUCCCCACUGCCUCUCCUGGGUCCCCGCUCUACCUGUCCAAUGUCCAUCUACCAGCGCUUGCCAGGGCUGACAGGCAUGAAGGGCAAGGUGGAAACAGCCCCUGCUCUGCAGGAGGUGGCAGCACACCCUGGACACGCUGCUUGUGUCAGGCGCCGGCUGCCUGCCCAGAUAACGUGGUUGUGAUCCAAGGUGGGUGCAGCCAAGGUGCCAAGAGGCUCUGUCAUAUCGUGCUGAGCCAGCCAGCACCAGCACCCUGCCCAGGCGUGGUGGCACCGGUGUCCUGCCUACCCCAAGGUCCCAGAGGUGGCUGGAGCUCGCUGUGGACGUCCCCAUCAGGAAGAGGGAAAUGAGCUCAUGUGGCUCCUUUAGUCUCUGGACCCGAAGGGGUGAGCUGGGCUCUGCCGUACCCGCCAGUCCUGCUGCUGACCUCGAUGGCCGUGGGACCUUCCCCAUGGGGUCAGUCCUCAGGACAUGGCCUAGUGCUUGGCUGCAGGACUUGGAAUGCCGACAUUCCUCACUUCUCAGUGAUUUCACCCAAUCUCAUUGCACCCGCUGCUGCCCCACGCCUGGAAGUGCCGCCUUACCAGAGCGUACGUGGCUCUUCCAGCCUAAACACGAGGGGGAUAAAGGGCACAAGUGUGCCUUUAAAUAGCCGGUGAGGACAGGCUCUCCCUGGAGGAAUGCUCUGGCUGGCCUGGUGGAACAUGCUUGUGGCCGGGGGCAUGGGGGGACAGCCGGACAGGGACGGCUUCUCGCCAGGAGGUCAGGUCAAGGUUAGGCAUCGGGUGCCACUGUGCCGUGGCUUGGCACCACGGGAGCAGAGCCAUGCAGGGGGUGGGAAAUACAUCCCAUGCCGAGGGCAUGCCAUGCCCGGGGCUGAUCCCUAAGGUGGCAGCGGAGCCGGGAGCAGCUGCCUGCAACCUGCCCGCUGACCCGCACAGGGUCUGGCACCGGCGCAGCCUGGCUGCAGGAGCAGUGUGCCAGCAGCUCGGGCUGUCCGGGAGCGGCUGCUGCACUCCUGUCCCGGCUGAUUCAUGUCCUGGACAUGCAGGCACUUGGAUAGCAUCCACCUGCGGGGUGUGAUAGAGCACGGCCGUGUCCCUGCGGUGCAGGGCGCCAGCCCGGCUGUGUGCCGGAGAGCAGGAUGGUGGCAGCUCACACUUGGAUCUUCCCUACUGGGAAUGCUGGUCUCUGGGGACAUGGCAUCUGCCAUGGGCAGGGUGUGGAGCUCCAAAGCACAUCUCCAGAUGGAGGCACCUGGACUGCAGGAGGAUGGAUGCAUGCCCUGAUGUCAAUGUGCCCACCAGCUCUGCUGGGGCACCCAGGUCUGAGAGGAGGGUGGCUCUCCAGGGAAGCCCCACACGCAGGCUCAUGCACUCACCGAGCGGUGCCAGAAGGGAAUAGGGAUGCAGCAGGGAUGCAGUGGGCAGGGAAGAAAGGGAGUGGGGGGAACCCAGCAGGAGCUGAAGGGCACAGGCAGCCGAGCAGAGCCAUGCUUGCAGGCAGGGUGCUCCAGUUCGCCACAUCUGUUCCCAAGCACCCAUCUGUGAGUGGGAACAGCGUGGCCUAUGAGAAGCAGCCCCUGGCAGCCCAUGCCUGCCCUGCUCACUGUGCUGCCAGCCGUGAUCAGCGUGGUGCUGCACAGCCUGCGGAAGGGCUGAGCCCCACCGAGAGCGGCCGUGGGGCUGCGGAGCAGGCGCAUCAGUGUGAGCAGCAGUGCUCGCUCCAGGCUUGCGCAGCCGGCACCUGAAUUGUCUAAUAAAG
Messenger RNA from Strigops habroptila (Kakapo), 7018 nucleotides. RefSeq names its product Rho guanine nucleotide exchange factor 37 (gene ARHGEF37). NCBI's taxonomy places the organism in Eukaryota, Metazoa, Chordata, Aves, Psittaciformes, Psittacidae. Gene Ontology annotation, molecular function: protein binding; guanyl-nucleotide exchange factor activity. Gene Ontology annotation, cellular component: cytoplasm. The transcript has 13 exons. Bases 275 to 2341 code for a protein of 688 amino acids. The record is from RefSeq and is a predicted model, not a curated record.